Messenger RNA from Lactuca saligna, 756 nucleotides. NCBI's taxonomy places the organism in Eukaryota, Viridiplantae, Streptophyta, Magnoliopsida, Asterales, Asteraceae. The record is from the annotation of a GenBank genome assembly.
AUGGAUAAAAAAUAUGGUAGCGAAAAAAAUGGUUCGAAAAGAAUCACAAUUUCGAAGACAAGUUACACUAUUUCAUCACAUGUACAUUUUGGACUUGAUUUGAAUGAAGAUGAUGCACUCGAACUUGAAGAGGUAAUUCGCUCGAUGGGUCAACAGGAUAUUCCAAUUAUUAAUUUGGAAUACGAAUCUUACUAUAUCCAAAAUAUAACCUACGGAACAAGAAGUAUCAUCCUCCAAGAUUACGACGUUUUUACUGCCGUUCAUUGCCCGAGGAUGAACCAUAACAUCACAAUCAAAAGUUUGCCUUUCAUUUUCUCGGAUCAGAACGUGAACCUAAGUAUACACUUUAAUUGUAACCGAGUUCCUCAUUUUGCUCAUGAAAUACUGUGUCUGAGUUCCCGGACUAAUAAGUCGUGCGUUAAUAGUGUGCAUUCCGAGCCGGCGGAUUUCAAUUGGGAUGCGUACUCAUGCGAUGACGAUGUUAGUGUAACGACGGUGUUGGAUGUAUUUCGUUCAAUAAAUGAGCUGGGGAUAGAAUUCAUCAGAGCAUUGAGGGGAGGAUUCGAGCUACAAUGGUGGGAAAUAGAGGAUUGCGAAAUGUGUGAAAACUCCGAUGGCCGGUGUGGUUACAAUAAUGAUACAAGAGAGUUCAUGUGUUUUUGCUCCAGCGGUACGAGCACGAAGGGUGACUGUAAAGCUACAAAUUCUGCAUUUGGAUCCCUCCCUCCCACAUGCGUGUUCAUUGAGACCCAAUGA